Vigna umbellata (rice bean) is the source of this 2022-nucleotide messenger RNA. Lineage: Eukaryota; Viridiplantae; Streptophyta; Magnoliopsida; Fabales; Fabaceae. The record is from RefSeq and is a predicted model, not a curated record.
UCUGAGGGAAGGAAAGAGAGAAAGAAAGUUUAUAGAUACCGACAUUUAUGAAACAGAAUGUGGGUGUUUGCAAGCAAGGCUUUAUAAGUCAGUAAAGCCACUUUCUUCUUUCCAUGAAAAAUAGCUUGAUCCCGUGCAACCACGCCAGCAGCAUCUGCUUUAUUGUUAUUCUUUUUGGUUCUGGGGUGGAAUCUACAUAUAAAAGUUGAAAUCUUUGUUUCAUUUCUUGGUGGUGGAAAAUUGUUCUCCGAACUGAUUUAGUGUUAGGUUGGUCGUAAGUUUGCUUGGUGUAGCAGUCUUAUCUGAUCUGGUUUUGCGCGUGGUGGACAUCCAGACAUUCACCCUGGUCGAGACUUUUUUGAGUCCGCCACAACAAUUGUGGUUGCAGUUUCCUGCAAUUGUGAUUGCUAUUGUGGUUGCUUUUGUCUGCAAUUUCCCGUAUUCGUACAUUAAAACCUUGAUCAGGCUGGGAUAAAGUUUAUAUUGCCAAGAAGUGUUUACUCGUAGGAGGAGUGUUUUAUGCUUGGAGGUCUAAUAUGCUUGCGAGAGUGAGGGCCUUUUGAUUUCGAGUAAUUGGUUGAGAGAAAAAGGGAAAGCUGAAGGUUCUUUGGUGGGGCAAGAUAUGGCCUCUGGUGAAGGGAGGCGGCGUCAUCACGAUCUUGUGCCUCUUGCCGCAUUGCUCAAGAGAGAGAUGAAGAGUGAGAAGAUGGAAAAGCCUACUGUGAGGUUUGGACAUGCAGCUCAGUCCAAGAAAGGGGAGGAUUACUUUCUUAUUAAGACAGAUUGUCAGCGAGUGCCCGGGAACCCUUCAUCAUCCUUUUCUGUAUUUGCGAUCUUUGAUGGGCAUAAUGGAAAUGCUGCUGCUAUUUUUACUAGGGAGAAUUUGUUAAAUCACGUGUUGAGUGCUCUUCCUCGUGGGCUUGGGCGAGAUGAGUGGUUGCAUGCUUUACCCAGGGCAUUGGUUGCGGGUUUCGUUAAGACCGACAAGGAGUUUCAGAGCCGAGGAGAAACUUCUGGAACCACAGCCACGUUUGUAAUAGUGGAUAGGUGGACUGUUACUGUUGCAUCUGUUGGAGAUUCCCGUUGUGUACUAGAUGCCCAGGGUGGUGCUAUUUCCUCCUUAACUGUUGAUCACAGACUUGAAGAGAAUAUUGAAGAGAGGGAACGUGUAACUGCUAGUGGAGGUGAAGUUGGGAGACUUAGCAUAGUUGGUGGUGCAGAGAUUGGUCCCCUUCGAUGCUGGCCAGGGGGUCUAUGCCUUUCUAGGUCAAUUGGAGACAUGGAUGUUGGAGAGUUCAUUGUUCCCAUACCAUAUGUCAAACAAGUGAAGCUAUCAAAGGCUGGUGGGAGGCUUAUAAUUGCAUCUGAUGGCAUAUGGGAUGCUCUAUCAUCAGAAAUGGCUGCAAAAUCUUGUCGAGGUUUGCCUGCGGAACUUGCAGCUAUGCAGGUUGUCAAGGAAGCACUACGAACGAGAGGAUUAAAGGAUGAUACAACUUGCAUAGUAGUUGACAUAAUCCCACCUGAUAAUGAAUUGCCACCAACACCUCCCCCCCAAAAGCGGAACAAGCUGAGAGAUCUUCUUUCCUUCAGGAAGAGAUCCCGUGAUUCUGCAAGUAAGCUAUCAAAAAAGCUUUCAGCUAUAAAUAUAGUGGAGGAACUGUUUGAAGAAGGAUCGGCAAUGCUUGCUGAAAGAUUAGGAAAUGAUGACAACUUGAACACGGGGCAAUCAACAUCUGGUAUUUUUGUUUGUGCUGUUUGUCAAGUUGAUCUUGCUCCAAGUGAGGGCAUUUCUGUCCACGCCGGUUCAAUUUUCUCCACCAGCUCCAAACCCUGGCAAGGUCCCUUUCUUUGUUCUGAUUGCCGUGAUAAGAAGGAUGCCAUGGAAGGAAAACGUCCAAGUGGAGUUAAGGUCUCAUAGGCUCAAAAUUGGGGUCUUAUUCUAGAAUUCUUUAUGCUACCUUUCACAUUUUUUGUAUUAACGAUUUUUAUAGCAAAUUAAUUGAUUGAAUCUCACUUGAAGUA